AUGCAGCACAUCUCCGGUUUUGAGCUAGCUUUGCUGGCACGCGCGGUACUCACCCGUAAUCACUGCCCUGGCCGACCACUACCACUUGAAGGACAACGAGCGAAGACACGCAUGCGGCUUCGCCCACGGUACUCGACAAUCAACAGGAGGCCGAAUGGGCAGGAGCGCACAGAGAUACGAGGUGGCACGCCGGUGGGACUGAUGUCGUUCAGCAGUCGACAUUCCUGGGAGGGCGGGUACGAGGACUGGCCAGGGAUGAAGGCUAACGUAGCGGGAGGUCUUCAAGUAUGCGUAGAGUAUUGGCGAGUAGCCGGGGAGGAGUGCAGCAGAGGCGGGGCUCUUGAGGUGGGUGCCAUUGGGAGGCUACGUGGACGGCGACUGCCAGCGUAGCACGGCGAGGAGAAGAAGAUGCGCGAUAGUUCGAACGUUCUCGCUGAGGGUCAAGUACUGUACUGUCAUCAGUGGAGGGGAACGACGGCCUGCGACGCGCCCAAGACGCGCCUCGGACGAUUGUCGGAGACGGCGG
Fomitopsis serialis is the source of this 526-nucleotide messenger RNA. RefSeq lists its product as uncharacterized. The coding region runs from base 1 to 390 and encodes 129 amino acids. The transcript has 5 exons. The record is from RefSeq and is a predicted model, not a curated record. Lineage: Eukaryota; Fungi; Basidiomycota; Agaricomycetes; Polyporales; Fomitopsidaceae.